GACGUCGAUAGGCCGGCCCAUCUUUGAAAUUCGGAAAUGAACUUAUCAUUGCGUACUGUCGGGCUACUUUGAGAACGCUCGAGGUGAUAACAGAGCUAGCAUUACUAUCAAGACUAUAAAAGUGGGACCGUCAACCAUCCCUGAAAUCCGAGUCAGGAAACAAGAUUGGGAAACUAGUAGCUCAUCCGAGCCCGAAUCAAACAAUGACAAAAUCAUCAGUGGGUGCGAUUCUGGCUGUCGCACUUGCUGCCGCGACAGCGUCGCCGCCUGGAGCAGUUUACAUCGACCCUCUACUGUACAAUGAUGUGGGAGCAAACUAUACAAAAUGGCGCAACUCGUCCGCUAUUGGCUUUAACCCCACCAACACUGCACCACCAUUCAUUCAGGUCUUUGACCGCUCAUUCCUCGAUAUCACCGGACCAUUUGCCACCAUUCGCAAAAUUGCUUCGAAUCCUGGCUUUGCUUUUGCCCAUGAAGCACCCAUCUAUGUUCAAGAUCUAAACUUGGUCUUCUUUGCGAGCUCUGGUGGUGGCGUACUUGCAUACAGUGGCUGGUAUAACAACAGCGUUGUUAGCAUGAUCAACAUGACAGAAGUCGACGUAGCGCUGGCUUCUACGACCGGAGAUGUCAAUAUUCAGGUGCAAACACUCAACCUCUCCGAUGAUGUCCAAAUGGCCAACGGGGGAACAGGUCCAUACAAGGGAGACCUUCUGUUCGUCACCUCAGGUCGCGCUUUGCUUCCUCCUUCUGUUGUUCGCGUCAAUCCCAGCCCUCCCUACAAUACCACUGUUAUUCUGGACAACUUCUUAGGCAGGCAGUUCAACUCGCUUGAUGAUAUCAAAAUUUUCCCUGGCACGGAUAUUAUGUUCUUCACCGAUCCCACCUACGGGUGGCUUAGCGGUUUCCGUCCUGAACCAAUGCUACCAUCACAGGUAUACCGAUUUGAUCCGUCCACUGGGCAGGUCAGAGUUAUCGCUGACCAGUUUGUGCAUCCAAAUGGCAUUGCAUUCGCCCCCAACGGAAAAACUGCCUUCAUCUAUCAGUUUGACGUUGACCCAACGACGCAGUCAUUCACGAACCGUAGAGUGUUCGCCUACGCUGACUCCGGUGGACCAGAUGGCAUUCAGCUUGAUACCAAGGGAAACGUUUAUGCCGGCUGCGGGGAUGGUAUUCAUGUCUGGAAUGACGAAGGCACGCUCAUUGGAAAGUUCUACAUAAACAGCACUACAUCCCAGCUGAUCUUCACUAAGUCUGGUCUUGUUAUUUUGGAGGAAACAGCGAUGUAUGUGGCAAACAUUCAAGCUCAUGGAAUGACUCUAGCCACGUGA
Messenger RNA from Suillus subalutaceus, 1328 nucleotides. Its product is annotated as calcium-dependent phosphotriesterase. The transcript is spliced from 5 exons. NCBI's taxonomy places the organism in Eukaryota, Fungi, Basidiomycota, Agaricomycetes, Boletales, Suillaceae. The coding region runs from base 204 to 1328 and encodes 374 amino acids. The record is from RefSeq and is a predicted model, not a curated record.